Messenger RNA from Trachemys scripta elegans, 2300 nucleotides. It is a transcript of the gene LRSAM1, whose product is annotated as leucine rich repeat and sterile alpha motif containing 1. The record is from RefSeq and is a predicted model, not a curated record. Lineage: Eukaryota; Metazoa; Chordata; Testudines; Emydidae. Gene Ontology annotation, molecular function: protein binding.
GGAGGUUUUAGUCGCCGUAUCAGGUGUGGGCACAGAACUCCGCGGAGGGAGAGGCCCAGCCGCCAUGUUAUCUGUGGGCAAGGCCCCCAAGGAGGGAAGGCCAAGCGGGGGCCUAGGUCUCUCCCCUUCCCUCACAUCAGGCCCUGGUUCCUAGCGAGGAACGGGUGGGUCGCACGAUAACAGAUCCCCCGUCUAGCUGCAGGUCCCUAUGACUUCGGAUCGCGGAGUGGCUCGCUGUGUAAGCACAGCCCUCGCCAGGCCCAAGCGAAUGGGACGCUCUGGCCUCUCUUGUGGCUCAUCUCUGUGGCGGGUAGGUUAGGUCAUGUGACCCCGCAGCCGAGGGGGCGGGGCACCCGGAAGUCCCUAUUAUGACAGCGGAAAGUGGAAGAGAAGAUGCUGGAGAAGCUGGAUUUCGAGCGUCGCCUGGACAUGGGGCAGAGGGAGCAUGCUCAGCUUCUUCAGCAGAGCAGCAGUCAGAAGGAGGAGAUUCUGCAGACUGUGAAGAAGGAGCAGGUGAGGCUGGAGAAAGGUUUGACAAAGCAUCAGCGCAACCUGGAGGGAGAGCACCUGAAGCUGCUGGAGCAACUGAAGCAAACGGAGCAGGGCAUUGCCAGCCGAAUUCAGAAGCUUCUGGAGGAGAAUCGGAGGCAGAAACAAAGUUCAGAAAUUUUGAAAUCCCUGGAGAACGAAAGAAUAAGGAUGGACCAGCUGAUGGCAAUAACGCAGGAGGAGACAGAGCAGCUACGCAGAAGGGAAGUGGCCUCUGCCAUGCAACAAAUGCUGGCGGAGAGCUACAAGAACAAGCUCAUCCACAUGACCUCCGAAUCUCGAAGGCAAGACCUCGUCAACCAGGCCUGCUCCAGCCUGGCAGAGAUGGAUCAGAAGUUCCAACAAAUCCUGGCUUGGCAACAGCUGGAUCAGAACAAGGCCACUAGUCAGAUCCUGGAAGAGAGUGAAAUGCAGAAAGCGGCCUUUGAAGCCCUUCAGGUGAAGAAGGAUCUCUUGCACCGGCAGAUCAGGAACCAGAUUAGGUUAAUAGAAACAGAGUUAUUGCAGCUGACACAGCUGGAGUUAAAGAGGCAAGAACUGGACACAGAGACACUGCAGGAGGUGAUCACAGAGCAACGCCGAGCCCUGAGCUACAUGCUGCAGCAGCUGCUCAAGGAGAAGAAGCAAAGGGAAGAGGAACUGCAACAAAUCCUGCUGGAGAUGGAGGCAAAAAGUGAAACGAAGCAGGAGAACUACUGGCUGAUCCAGUAUCAGCGUCUGCUGAACCAGAAACCUCUCUCACUGAAACUCCAGGAGGAGGGCUUGGAGAGGCAGCUGAUAAACCUGCUAAUCGAACUGUCGGCUGAACAGUACGUACCAAUCUUUGCCCAUCAUCGGCUGUCGCUGGAAAUGCUCAGCACCAUGACCCUCAGCGACCUGGCAAAGAUUGGAAUCACAGAAACUGGCCUGCAGCGCGCGAUCCUCAGGCGAGCCCAGGAGAUCCUGGCUGUGGCUAAAACAAUCCCAGAGCUGCUGAAGAGCACUGAGACCAAGGGCCCUGCUGCCCCAGAGCCGAGCGCCCCCCUUGAAGAAAUCCUCCCUUCUGCACCCCAGCUGGAGCUGGACGAGAGGAAGUCUGAGUGUGUGGUCUGCAUGGAACAGGAGGCCCAGAUGAUCUUCCUGAACUGUGGUCAUGUGUGCUGCUGCCAAACAUGCUGCGAGACUCUGCGCAUCUGCCCCCUCUGCCGCAAAGACAUCGUGCAGCGCAUCCGCAUCUUCCACAGCAGCUAGCCAGGGAGCAGCUGCUGGGCUCUUGGGGCUGGAAGAGCCAUCAGCUGGGAAGGCCUGCUGCCCAAGGUUCCUCGGAGAUCUGCUCAUCCCCAUGCCACAGCGUAUCAACCGCCCCUCCCAAUGUCACGUGUACACUUUGCACUGCUCAGAGCCUGUGACUGUGAGGCUGCUUUGGGGAGGACUGGAAUGUGCACUGUCCCCUCAUGUCCUGGGGAGGGAGGGGUAACUCCGGGGCUGAAUGUUCUCAUAUGCUCUUGUAGGCAUGUUUAGCCACACCCCUCUUCCCCCCACCGUAACCCCUGCAAUCGCCCCCUGUGCUAUGCAGAUGGAAGCAGACGCUGCUGAGUGACUCAUGGUCUGUCUCAAGUCCCCAUGAGUGUCGAUGGAUUUCUGCCUCCCUUGCCUUGCCUGUCUGUGUGCUCCCAAGAUGCCUGGGGGGCUGCAAGCCCGUCCCCUCCCUGUCUAAUGUAUUUAUUUGCCUUCAGCAACAUGAUCCACUACAUUGUUUCCUCCAAGCCGGA